Messenger RNA from Anopheles maculipalpis, 4062 nucleotides. Its product is annotated as serine-rich adhesin for platelets. The transcript is spliced from 7 exons. The record is from RefSeq and is a predicted model, not a curated record. Bases 76 to 4062 code for a protein of 1328 amino acids. Lineage: Eukaryota; Metazoa; Arthropoda; Insecta; Diptera; Culicidae.
UGUUUGUGCCCCAAAUCUGGUGGGUGCCGAAAUAAUUCUUUACCGGAAAGGAAGCAACAUCAUCAAACCGGCAAGAUGUCAGCGGGUUUGAUGUCAUGUGUGCGCGAAAAUUCGCCACCAUUGGAUAACGCACCCGUCGCACAAGUGCAGGACAUUCCGAUCACGAUCACCACACCGGAAACAGUCGCAGCCCCUGCCAACACCAGCGACACCACCAAGCGGAAACGGUUCCAUCCACUGCGCAACCUACGGCGAAUUUUUCGUCGCCGAACCGUAUCGUCGGCGGACCGUGCCCCGGGCCAGCUCGGUGCGAAAGGGCCCACCCACAUCCACUUUGCCACACCCGGCUGUUCGACGACCGAUGCAACGCUUCCGCGGACCGGUUUUGGCGUCCCGAUCACCAUCCGCAACGAGUCGGCAGCCGGUAUCGCACCACCCGGUACUUCCCAGAUUGGGGCCGGAGCGUACUUCAAACGCGAAACCUACCGGCUACGGAACUCCGAUGAUCUAGACAAGGAGAUGUCCGAUUAUCAGCGCAGCCUAAGCGAAGGUCGACUGGUGGAUAGUGACAUUAGCCGCGAUGGACUUUCACAAUCACACGAUAGUGUUUUCUCCGAAUCCGCCGGCACAGCUAGCAGCCUAUCGAUCACGCUGAAGAACGAACUAGCAGACGUGUUGCGCAAGCGAAGGAAAGAUCGACAGGGAGAAGUUUCUGACGAAGAUCUCGGACUGCCCUUGAGUCCCAUCACACCGCAGCGCAAAGAUCGCGGCAUGAACAAAAGCGAAGGAUCGCUCAGUAUACUGAGCAUGACGAGCUCGGACAUGGAUGAUGAUCGAUCCGCAUCGAACGCUAGCGGACACAACUUGCUACACCUCGACUCGUCCACCUCCGGUUCGAUCAGUAUGAACCGAUCAGACAAUAUGGAUGAAAGUGGUGAUUCAUCGAAACUGAGCCAUUCCGCAGCAAAACACAAACUUGCCGUACGACCAAAGAAAAAGGGCCCUACCCGAGCUCGAACUCGCCCAAGAGAGUCAACCCUGUUGCCAGCGACGCCCGAAGUGAACGAGGAAUCAUUGAAGCUUUCCUCCACGAAUAUCGCUUCCAACUUUUCACCUGCAAAGGAAGCAAACGAGAAAGCCCAUUCGUUGCCGUACGGUAUCAUGCCACCUGGUACAUCUACCCCGCUAUCAUCGCACCCGAUGCCAAGAUCACCCUCCAAAGAAAUCAGCACAUCAAAGCUGUCGAUCGGCGACGUACCCGUCACCAGUUCCUCGAUCUACGUUAACAGGAACAUUUCCAAGAGCCACGAGUUUGAACGCACGUCCGAGCAUCAUCUGACGGUGGAAGGAACAUCCACUGUAUCAUCGAGGAAGGAAGAUGAUGGAUUCUUUAAGCGUAUCCUAAACUACAGUUUCAAAAAGAAGAAACAUGAAUCAAGCAAGGAAGAAUCCUCGUCCGUAACUGCCUCCCCACGUAAGGAAGACAAUACGAGCAGCGUAUACAUUAGCUCGGCAGAGCCGGCCAUUUCUGAUUGCAUUCCUACGGAGCAGAUUAUGAAGUUAUCGUUGGUAGUUGGAGAGCCCGAGAUGGGAGAGCUUAGCGGAUACAAGAAGAUCAAGUCCGGGCCAGCAGCACGGCAGCGUGUCUUUCCGAAAGAUAUUUUCACAGCGGAAGAACGCGAAGCGAACGCUAGGGAGCAGCAACAGCACACACAGCGCUACUCCUCGAACGUGGAAGUUAACCGACAGUCCGUCGCAUCGUCCGGCAGUGGCCAUUCGCUUACAAUUGGCGAAGGAAAGGUACCGCUGCACAAAAGCGAGGAGUAUCUUGUCUCCAAAACUCGCAAGUUCUCCGAGCGCAGUGUGGACGGUGGUGAGGGUGAUGAUGAGGAAAGCGAUGGCCGGAAGUACGUUAGCCACGGAGAACGACUCAAAAGCCCGAAGGUGUACGGGUUGAGUUCGUAUCAGCAGAAAUUGGCGAAAAUUUCCAUCUCUUCGCAGCCAGCAGCCGAAGCGAACAAGGAAAGUCCCAGCAAACGGGCGAAAUCGGUAGAAAAAUCGAAAAGCUUCCGCACUUACACGGACAGUGUGUCGAACCAGCUGCAGGCAGGCGGUCAUCAGGUGCCAAGCUUACCGAACCUGAGCUCAUCACUGUCGGUGGGCAAUUUCAGCAACAACUUCCUCGAGACCGAGCACAAGUUCUUCAGCAUGACGGAGAACAUGAACACCGGCAAGCAGCGUGUGUUUAAGGACUACAUCAGCAAUGCGGACGAUGAUGGCGAUUCGCGACUCCUCUCGUCGAGUGCUUCGCUGCAGAAGUUUGAAAUUAACGAUAACAAUCUGUUGAACCCGCGCGAAGAGUACGUAGACCAUCAGCCGAAGAGUAUUGUUCUGACGACUAACACCCUAACACCGCCCGAGCCGACCAGCAUCUUGAACAAAUCGAAUCAAAACAUUUCGCAGAUUGAGGAAAACAUUGAUAAGCUUGUGUCGUCGCAGUUUGUGAGCAUCAUCAAGAGUUCGGAUGAGGGUAGCAGCAAUGAACGGUUAGAUGAGAUUUGUUCCACCGGACAGAUAAGUGCGAACGUACCGGAGUUUAUGAAGAUCCAGCUGAACCGUGUCGAUGGUACUGGACGUCCAACUAAAACGAGUAGUAUCGUGCUGACGACCUCCCCUACACCAGCUCCACCAACCUCACCCGCCAUUGCUAGUCCCACUGCCAGUGCAGGGCAGUAUCAACCGCCAGACGAUGCCAUAAAGCUGCAGCGACGGUUCAGCAACGAGAACAUCGAAAUCACCGAGUCCAAACCACCGCUGCCACCAUCGGUCGUGGCACGAUCCAGUCUGGUGCUGGAGGGAGGCGGCAUUCCCAAGAGUCCACCCGCUUUCCGCAAGCAGGGCAGUGGUGUUGGCAAUGGCGGAGCAACGGGUGACCUGGCCGGUACCAAGCGCAACUCGAUGAAUCUCUCACAGGACCUGAGCGACGAUAGGAAGGUAAUCCUACAGCGCCGUACGUCGGUGACGGAGGAAAAGAUCAAGUACGAGCGGCGGAUAUCGUCCUCCUCGGAGGAUAUUAAGUUCGAGAAGAAAAAGUCCACCUCAGAGGAGUUGCUGGAGAAGCGUGGCAGUGCGGGUAGUGGAACCGGCAACUCAAACUACAACAGUGGCUCGAGCAGUGGGGAUGAGUUGGUGGUGCUGCGCAAAAAGUUUGUCGUCGGUGAGAAAGAGGGCAAGGAUAAGGAUGGCACGCCAGAGCUGAUGAAGGUUUUUGCUAGGAGGUCGUUAAAGUUGCGUUCGGACGAUGAUUACAAGGUGACAGAUAGUGGCAAACCUCUGUCGAGUAUUGAUAGCGAUAAGGAGAAUCAAUCGAGCGAGGAAAAGCUGGAUAAGGUGGGAUUGCAGCAGACGAAGCAAUCCCAGCAGCAGCAACACCAACAGCAACAGCAGCCGGAACUUAUCUCUACAAGCCUUGUGCAGGCGGUAUCAGUAACUCCUCUACAAGCACCUGCCACAAAUGGAUCGCUUAAGAAUGGAUGCACGCUUACGGACGGAGUACCGCUAAAGAAUGGUUCCAAUGAGAAUGGACAAACGCCCGCUUCUGGAGAAGCCAUCCUACGGAAAAGUGUUACCAGCAAACCGUUUGGAGUACCGAAUCGCUUCGGCAACUCCCCCAACGGUGCGCAACCGCGCAAUGCGACGUCAUUUGUGGAGGUGCGUAAAACGCUUCUGCCAAGCGCAACGGUCACUGUGUCGCCAGUGAACAACAACUUCGUAAAAUCGACAAACCCAACCAUCCCGGCGGGACAGGAGACCGGGUGCGAGAACCCGUCGACCGUGAGCAACAACAACACCAUUAACACCAACCGCCAUACGAUCGCGUCGCUAAACCAGCUCAACAGUACGAACGGAGUUGGUGGUGGAGUCGGUGCCAUCAACAACAAUGCGUCGAAUGCCACCAUCAUCGAGACGGACGGUGGUGGCAACGAUGAGAUAAACGAGUUUAAGGGCAUCCUGCAGCGUCGGGCAGAGUGGGAAAAGCGAGCGAAGGAAGGAUUCAAGUAA